ACUUAAUGGAAAACCUUCAAGAAGAUCUAGAAGUUAUUUUAGAUAAGCUUCGUGAAAUAGCUCCAUGUGAAAAAAUGACACCUGAAUUAUGGCGAAAAUAUCAAACUGCAAACAAAUAUUGGAUAUGUGAAGAAAAAUUAUAUGAAGCUGGAUAUAAUAAAAUUUGUGUAUUCGAUCCUGAAACCAAAAAAUAUUUGGGUGCUUCGCAUAGAAAAUGUCACGGGAAAAAAUUAAUGUUUCAAGAUAAGUUAGAUGAUGAGCAAAAAGAAAAACAUAAAUCUUAUAAGUUUAGAGGACCAGCUCAUAGUGGAUCAAAAGUGACAGAUGAAAAAAUAGUGUUGAUAGCAAAUAAUUCAGAACAAUAUAUUACUUUCUCAGUUGGUCAACUUCAAUUUAUUGAUAGUUUGAAAUUUUUAUUACCUGCAAAAUGUUUUCCAAUUAUGUCAAAAUUCAUCUCACCUCAUUUAUUAUCAUUGCUUACACGUAAAGGAAUAUUCCCAUAUCAGUGGUUAACUAGUAAAAACAAAUUCAAAGAAACGCAACUACCUCCUCGAAAAGAUUUUAAUAGUGACUUGGAUGGAGUAAAUUAUUGCGAGCAAGGAUGUGAAAGCAAAGAAU
Messenger RNA from Racocetra persica, 618 nucleotides. The record is from the annotation of a GenBank genome assembly. Lineage: Eukaryota; Fungi; Glomeromycota; Glomeromycetes; Diversisporales; Gigasporaceae.